This is a messenger RNA of Lotus japonicus, 594 nucleotides long. RefSeq names its product secreted RxLR effector protein 161-like. The record is from RefSeq and is a predicted model, not a curated record. NCBI's taxonomy places the organism in Eukaryota, Viridiplantae, Streptophyta, Magnoliopsida, Fabales, Fabaceae. The coding region runs from base 1 to 594 and encodes 197 amino acids. The transcript has a single exon.
AUGGUGGACUCUUUUAAGGAGGCAAUGAUGAAAGAAUAUGAAAUGACAGAUCUUGGAUUGCUGAAGUAUUUCCUUGGAAUCCAAGUGAUGCAAUCAAAAGGGGAGAUCUUUAUCACUCAAGAGAAGUAUGUUUCAGACAUGCUUAAAAAGUUCAGAAUGGAGAACUCUAAUCCAGCUCCAACUCCCAUGGCCUUGAAUGAGAAACUUCAGGUGUAUGAUGGUGCAGAAAAAUCAGAUCCCAAAAUCUAUAGAAGUCUUGGGUGUUCCUUAAUUUAUCUCACUAAUACAAGGCCAGAUAUAGUGCAUUCAGUUAGUUUGGUUUCCAUAUUUAUGAAUGAACCAAGUAAGCUUCAUUUUGCAGCAGUCAAGAGGAUUCUUCGCUAUCUUCGAGGAACUAAGAAGCUUGGGAUCAAAUAUGUGAAUGAAGAAGACAACAAGCUUGUUGGAUAUACAGAUAGUGAUUGGGCUGGAAGUCUUGAUGACCGAAAGAGCACUUCAGCCUAUGUUUUUUGUCUUGGCUCUAAGCCUAUCUCAUGGAGUUCUAAAAAGCAAAACUCAAUUGCUUUAUCAUCAGCUGAAGCUGAAUUUAUUUAA